UUCACUUUAGGAUCGGUGCGUCGUGUGAUGUCAUUGUGUACGUACGCGACUGUUGGUGACGUUAAAAAGAUAAUUCGGGUCGUCGAUCCUCGUGUAUUUCGCGUGAGAACAGCUAGAAAAGAAUAAGAGAAAAAUGUCAGAGAUUGACGCGAAAGUGAACAUGUCGCUCGAUGAGAUCAUAAAAAUGGAGAAAAAGGAGAAAAAGAAAAAGGCUGGGACUGCCAAUGGAAAAACUGGCGCGAAACGCGCGCAAAGCAGCGCAAGAGGACGGAGUGGCGGACUAAGGGGUAGAGGAGCGAGAGUUAAGCGUAACAUCGGCACUGUUAAGAAAGACCAAGCGUGGCAACCUGGACAACAUAAUAACAAUGUCCGCGGCGGUUUUGUAAGAAAACGAUACAAGAAAAACAAUGGUCUGGCUAGAUCACGAAGCAAUUUAACAUUGAAUCAGAAAUCCAAUGCACGAGGAGCAUUCAAUGUUCGUCGUGGUCGAGGCAACAGAUUCGGCCUGACUCGGAGUAGAAGUCGCACGAACUUGACAUUCACCCAAGGAGGAUUCUUCACCAAUAAUAAAACUCCAUUGAAGAGGACGAACAGUCUACCAAAUUUGCGGGACCCGACUUCGGUUCACAAUCGGUUGGGAUACCAGAGUCCUGCUCAAAUUGCUUACAGAAAUCGUGUCAAGAGAGCUAAACAGUUGUUGCUGCAAAGACAAAAUCAGAGAUUGUCUCUACAAAAUCAGUUCAGAGUACCACAAGCCGGAAAGUCUUUGUUAUCGCUUCAACAAAGAAGCGCUAUAGACAGAAGACAACAAAUAUUAACAUCUCAGCGUCGUUUCACUACCGGCGGUUUGCGUUCAGAUCAGAUUGCCAGAGCACAAAGACGUGCACAAUACGAGCAAAAAUUGAUGCGAAUAAAUUCCCCGCGAUUAAGUGCUAAUUCAAACGUGAACUUCAUGUGUACCUUGGGAAAUGAUUAUACUCCUGGCACGCAUCAACGUCCACUCCCUCUUGUACCAGCCCGAAAUGGAAGUGCUGUGAGCAGCUUGCGCCAACUACCAAGAGGACGUUCACCAUUCAGACAAAGUGUACAAAGUUUAAAUAUGGUCGGUCGGUCGCCACUCUUUGGUCGACAACGUUCGAGGUCCAGAUCACGUUCCCGUUCUCGUACACGCAACGCCCCUUCAUCGGACACUGGCGCGGAUGUCGAUGAUCGCACUUUUAGCGAAGUCAUGUAUAGUUUAUCCGGAAAUCUCGGCGUCACGGGGAGAACGCUGAACGAUAGAUUUAGUUUUUAAAUUUAACGAAAAGAUUUGUUUUGUAUUUAGAGUAUAAGACUGUUGAGAGGACAGAGAUGAAAGUUUUAUGCUUGAAACACAUAUAGAUACACGAGGAAUAAACUCUGUCUUAAAAAUUA
Molecule: messenger RNA, 1413 nt
Organism: Dufourea novaeangliae
Lineage: Eukaryota; Metazoa; Arthropoda; Insecta; Hymenoptera; Halictidae
Exons: 5
Coding region: 134-1294 (386 amino acids)
Source: RefSeq, a predicted model, not a curated record